AGAUAUCGUGGAUUAAAAUUCCAACGAUUCAAUAUGUAUAAUUACGACUCGUCAGAAAGCUACAAUGUUCAUAAUUCCGGAGGUGUGUGGCUCCAGACAUAGGAGGGCGCUGGCUCCCCCGUAACGGCCGUGGAAGUGACGCGCGUGCUUUGUGAGGCCGACGCAGACAUUUUAAAAUAAACAUUUAGCUAACGGCUCAAUGCUACACCACCACACAGCUCGCGAAUGGGCGAGCGCACUGCGCCAAAAAAAGACACUCACAUCGGCCCAGGUUUGUCAGUUUGUUACAAUUUAAUGAACGGCGCUUCGCGGGUCAACUUCGCGGGGGAACGAACCGACGAAGAUGUUGAGGAGUCUGGCUCCGGGAAAAGGAGCUCGUUAACACGGUGGUGAGUGCCUAUCAAGGCACCUUGGUCCACGUUUGUUGGACCAUAGGGCGUUUUGGUGUACUAGCAUGAAGAUGGCUGAUUCAGAGAAGGAAUUUGUUGAUGCAGAGUGUCCCUCCGAGCACCUAGACGAAGCGCAAUCAGCCACCACAUCGGUCCAUGAUGAACACUUAAAAACCGAGACCACCACGAGUACCAGUUCACCACCAAGGGAAAAGCAGGACGACAGCCCCUUGCACACGGAAGGCGAGCAGAGUCUCCUUUCCAUGCCAUGUUUGAUGAAGGAGCUCCGCAGAGACUCCCCCGAAUCCCAGCAGGCCUCCACGGGGAGUGAGAAACCGGCCUCUCGUCACAUUUAUGAAAGCGACUCGUCCAACCCCUGCAUGCUCUCCCCCUCGUCUAGCGGCCACCUGGCUGACUCGGACACGCUUUCCUCGGGGGCUGAAGGCGGCGGAGAGGAGGCGCAGACUAAAAUGGAAGCCGACCCCAGUAAGGAAGCCGAUCGGCAACCCAGCGGGAGAAAAUCCCGGCGGUCACGUUCGGAGAGCGAGGCGCCGCCCAACGCAAUGGCAGCGAAAAAGAACCGCUGCCAGCCUGUGAUGGCGGGAGCGAGCGGGCCAGAGAAGCAAAUCAACGGCAAGCAGGCAAAGGUGAAAGGCCACCGCAGCCAGAAACACAAGGAGCGCAUGCGUCUGCUGCGGCAGAAGCGCGAGGCAGCGGCGCGGAAGAAAUACAACCUGCUGCAGGACAGCAGCACCAGCGACAGCGAGCUCACGUGCGACUCCAGUACCAGCUCCUCAGACGACGACGAUGACAACACUUCCGGAGGCAGCAAGACAAUCAAGACGGAUAUUCCAGCUGGCUUCAGACGUGCGUCGGAGAGAUCCAGAGUGGGUGCCCACAUUCAUGGGCUGCUGGACAGCGGCGCGUGGGACAGGAACGGCAUCAGCAGCGUGCUCGAGGAGGCCAUGACACGCUUCGCCGUCAUGCAGCGCCAGACCGAAGAGCGCUUCCGCGUCUGGAUGGAAAAGCUUGCGCACCUCGACUCAGAUGACUCAUCCAAGCGGUCGAGCGACGCCCCUGAGGCGGGGCAACAGCAGCCUCCGCCAUCCCAGGGAGCACGCCCUUCACCCGCUAGUUCCUUCUUGCCAUCAUCCGAGUCCGCGGAGACGAUGGCCGCCUACAUUUUGGCGCGAGCGAACAACACCGCCGCCGCGCCUGUCGACAACAACAACAUUCUACCUGAAGCGGUCACUCAGAACGGAAAUCUUGGCGUUCCCGAUCCUGGUCUCUUGAAUGUUUAGAAGCCACUUCGAACCCUCAACGCACUCGCUUGGAAAUUAGUAUCAUGGCAGGACAACGCGCCUGGAUGACCAUGGGAUUACCUCCUGGCAUUGAAUCACUGUGAGACUUGAGAAUAUUUGCAAACGUUCACGGACGUCAUGCAUCCCGCCGUAGACUGCUGAGUCAGGGCAACGGUUAUUUUGGGUGGUGGUAAAUUGUGGCGAUCUGGGCUGCCAUGCAACUCUAAAUAAGCAAGUAAAACCUCAGAUGAACUGUUAAAAAAAGCCCCAAACAUUCAACCUACUGGCAAUGUUUCAAUUAUAUUUUUAUAAAAGUACCAUGUACCCCUUAUAGAAAUUGAAACGGUCCCCGAAAAAGGUUUUCCGCCCCACUGGGGGCAUGGCUUCCUGUAUGUUUUUUCCCUUUAACUGUACUCUCACACGAUGCUAUCAUUCUUACAAAAAUACAGCCGUACAGUGGUGCCUUGAGAUACGUGUACUUCGUUCCAUGACAAUGCUCAAAAGUCAAUUUACUCUUACUCACAUCUCUAGUCAUCUAUCUUUCCCCAUUUAAAUGAAUGGAAAUGCCAUUAAUCCAUCCAAGUUUUGUAAUGUUUUUUAAAUUAAAAAAGGGCACUAUAAUAUUAUACUUUAUAAAAAACAUACAAUAAUGACACAGCUCAAUAGAAUGUAAAGAAUUAAACGGUUUUUGCAUCAUGAUUAAUUAAUUGUGAUUGUACGGCUCCUGGUCUAUGCACCUUGGCCAUGUGGGGGCAGUAUAAUUCAGGCAUAUGAAUAUACAGGUACAUCUCAAUAAAUUAGAAUAGUGUCAAAGGCUAAAUUUACUUAGGUAGUUCAAUUAAAAAAGUGAAACCCAUAGAUGCACCACACACAGUGAAAUAUUUCAAAACAUUUUUGAAUAUAUAUGUAUAAUUUUGAUGAUUAUAGCUUACAACAAACAAAAGACCAGAUUUCACCAUCUCUAGAAACUAGAAUAUUGCAUAACAAUCAAUUGAGAAACAGUGAAAAUUAUGUGAAAUAUAUCAUGUAAAAGUUAGGCAGGAAUUUGCCUUAAGAGAUGGUCACAACUCCUCAGUCAGCUGCAGUAAUAAUCAUGUUUUGCAGAAGAUAAUGUAUAUGCCUGUGAGUGCUGUCAUAUUGUCUGCCUAUAUGUGUCGUGCCACCAUUUGUAUUUAAAUAUCCGUUGCUUGAUUUUAACACCGAUGCUAUUUGUUAGUCUACUAGUGAGGAUAAGCGGUAAAGAAAAUGAAUGGAUGGCGUUUUGCAUUGUUUUUUAGCAUCAAGGUAAGCAGACUUCCCGAAGGCAAAGCUAUGCUGCUUUAAAUACACGUGUAAUUAUUUUUGCUUUGUUUAGUUUGACUGUAAACUUCAACUGAGAGUGGCAUUAAAAGCUUGAAGGAUCCCUUUGAAAUUUUUUUCACUAUCUGCCAAACUGCUGCUUGUUGUAAAGUGAGUAGAGUUCACUGCCACCAUAUAGCGCUCCUUUCUCAAAUUUUUGCCCAAAAGUCAACGCAAAAAAUUGGCCGGAUGACACCCCCGUAUCUCUGUAACCUCGUUAGUUGGGUCACUUGUGCCUCAAGGCACCACUGUAAAACCUCAGAUGCACUGUUGCAAAACAUCCCAAAAAUUUUCAACCCAUUAAUGAUGUUUCAAUAAUUUAUUUUGGGUGUUGAAAUGGCCCCCGAUGGUUCCUGGCCCCUUUACGGGCAUGGCUUCCUAUACGUUUUCCUUUCUCCUCCAACUGUACUCUCACACUUGAGUCGAUCGUGCUAUUCUUACAAAAAUCCAGCCGACACAUACCGAUGCACAUGGGCAGGGAGGAACAGCAGCAGAAUAGCAUCGUGCCUUGUCAUUCAGCAGUCAUGCUGGCCAUAGUGUUCAUUUAUGACUCCAAAUAACGUUUACAGUGUGCAUGUACAUCUCGUGACGGCCUUUAUUCAGGCGACUGAGCUUUACUAACCUCCACAAAUGGAUUUACACACUCUAGUAUAAACUGUACGUAAUCACACUAAAUGCAGGAUGGUUUGUCUUUUAAACAGUACUUUUGCUUAAAUAGACUAGAAGUGUUUACAUUUUUGCUUUUUUGGGGGGGUCACAGUCACUGCUACUACUGCCUUUUGUGCAGUAACUAAAAAGAGAGGAGAGAGAAAGCACAUUUUAUUUUAGAUCUAUAUAUAUAUAUAUAUAUAUAUAUAUAUAUAUAUAUAUAUAUACACACACGUGUAUGUAUAUAUUUUUUUCAUUUGUUAGACUGCGUCAAAUGCCUCAAAUUUUGCCGUUUUUAAACAUUUUAUUUGCACUGUUUCUGCCAGUUGGGUCUUUGUUGCCAAAAGGGACACAAUGUGACUGAAAUGAAAGUGACCUUUUAUUUUUAACUGAAACAGAGUACAUAUGUACAUAUUAGUGCCAUACUAAAUAAAAUAUAAUUAUAAUGAAAAAAUAGCUGGGUUACAAAAUAAAGGUGUAAUAUUGGGAAUAUAACAUUGUGAUUUUACCAAGAUAGUUGUAAUAUUACAAGAAAACCUUUUUUGUUGUUGUCAAAACGACAGUUAUGAGUUAUGAGUCAGUCACAAUAUUAUGAGAAUGAAGUCAUAAUUUUGAUUGACCAAAACAGCUAUACAUUUACGUUCAUUACAAAUUACAAUUCCAUUUACUUCAAUUUUUUCUCUCGUAAUAUUAAAAUUGCGACCUUUUCUCUACUACUAUCUUAUAAUGUUAUGACUUUUUUCCCAGUAUUACUUUCUAAUACCCUUUUCUUUGAAUAUUACUACUAUUUUCUGAUAAAUACUUUUACGUUUAAACCUUUACGUAAUAUGGCUUGAAUUAAAAUCCGUCACUUGUUGUUGUUGUAUUAGAAAUGUAGUCUGCAAAAUUACAAUAUGUUAAAUUAUUACUUGUAAUAAUACUACCCUUUUUCUCGCCAAUUCUCACUCGCUAUAUGAAAUAUUCUUCUUGCAACAUUAUUCAAUUCACUCACAAUAUGAAAUUUUUUUAAUAUUACUUUUUCUGACAAUAUCACUAAUAUUGUGUACAAUUGUGACUAGUCACUUUCUUGGUUUUUGUGUCGCAAAAUUACAAUGUUUUCUAGCAUCUUUAUGACUUUCAAAAGUACAGCUGCUUUCUCGCUGCUUUUUUUCUGUAAUAUUGUAAUAUGAACACGUAAGUCUUGAUUACAUCCUGUUUUCUCCCCCACAAUACUGACAUUUUCUUUUUUGAAUAUUACAACUUUAUUCUUGUACUUUCGGUGUAUGACUUCAUUCUCAUAGUAUAUUUUUUGUUUGUUUGUUUGUUUGUUUUCAGCAUGGCCCUAAUACUCCUUGUUGCAUACCAGCAGCAGGACAGAGCAUGACAAUGUUUACCGCCCCCUUAAAAUUAAUCUGGGAGAAAUGUUUAUCCCCAAGACUGGUGACAUGGUGCGACAGUUUAAAGCAGCUCCCCGCCCUUUACCCAUUAAUGAAGGAAUCAUAUUUAUAGCUUGGAUACUAACAUGUAUUCUGUGUACGUGACGCGUACCCCCGAGAGUUGCAUGCGUGUGCUAUUUGUGUGUAGAAUGUGAAAUGCAGAGUUCCCACCAAGAAGCGUGCCAUCUUUAGGAUUGCUUCUAGCGCUAACGUGGGCUGACUGACGCGUCAGCGUUAUACUUUUAUUUUUCUUUCAGAAUGUGUGCAUUGUGUGUGUUUUCUCUUGUGUGUCCAUUUGAAAAACCACUAAGGACAUUUUGUUGUCGUCCAAAGAGACGAUUCCAGUUUACACAUUUUUCUCUUUUCCUCACCUGGCCUUUUACUUGACGAUUUUUGCUUUCUCUGGUAAUACCACAACCUGCUAGUUGAAGCUAUUCGGAGGCCUUUCAAAAAAACAAAAGCAAAAACAACAACAAAAACACACACGAGUAAGCAUAGCAGCAGGGUGUGCGUGUGUUUGUGUCCAAUUUCCAGGGAAGAACAAAUGUUCCCUGCUUGUUUUGUUUGGCUUUUAUCCAGCUGCCGUUUUGGUUUUCAUCUGGAAAAACAAUUCUUUGGAUGUGUUUUGUAUCUAGUGUAUUCUAUUCUAGUUUUUAUGUGAAUGGCUGUUAUUUCGACAGAAAAUAAAUGCAAACAAAACCAAAAAAAAAGUCUCGUCAAAGGUGUGUUAUUGCAUGCUAGCACUACAACUCCACAUUUCAGUGAACGCCUCUUUCAUACAGACACAACACAAAAUUGCAUUUACAAAGGGUCAGCAUUUAUCCACAUUUUCCUUUUAAACAGAACUCAACAAAGCGGUAUUUUUUUUCUCACCUCAUGCGCUUUCACACAGCAACAUAGCAUCUUGCCAUCUGAUACAGUCAGAUCUAUCGAUAUUGGGGCAUCGACACAAUUCUCAUCGUUUUGGCUCAACACACCACUGUGAUAAGUUUAAAAUGAAUUGAACAAGAUGUCGGAACGGUGUACGACUGGUUAGCACAUCUGCCUCACAGUUCCGGAGACCGGGGUUCAAAUCCCAGCCCCGCCUGUGUGGAGUUUGCAUGUUCUCCCCUGUGCCUGGGUGGGUUUUCUCCAGGCACUCCGGUUUCCUCCCACAUCCCAAAAACAUGUAUUAAUUGGAGACUCUAAA
Molecule: messenger RNA, 6280 nt
Organism: Phycodurus eques (leafy seadragon)
Lineage: Eukaryota; Metazoa; Chordata; Actinopteri; Syngnathiformes; Syngnathidae
Gene: ark2n
Product: arkadia (rnf111) N-terminal like PKA signaling regulator 2n
Exons: 3
Coding region: 455-1690 (411 amino acids)
Biological process (GO): ubiquitin-dependent protein catabolic process
Molecular function (GO): ubiquitin protein ligase activity
Source: RefSeq, a predicted model, not a curated record